This is a messenger RNA of Melampsora larici-populina 98AG31, 1645 nucleotides long. RefSeq lists its product as uncharacterized. Bases 49 to 1422 code for a protein of 457 amino acids. The transcript is spliced from 11 exons. Gene Ontology annotation, molecular function: proton-transporting ATPase activity, rotational mechanism. Gene Ontology annotation, cellular component: fungal-type vacuole membrane; vacuolar proton-transporting V-type ATPase, V1 domain. The record is from RefSeq and is a predicted model, not a curated record. Gene Ontology annotation, biological process: proton transmembrane transport. Lineage: Eukaryota; Fungi; Basidiomycota; Pucciniomycetes; Pucciniales; Melampsoraceae.
CAAUUCACCACCACCACCACCACUCAUACUACAACCUACUCACUCACAAUGACCACUUUUCACAAUGCAUGGCUCGAAGAACAAGACUAUAGAAUCAGACUCAAAGAAAUAUCCUGGGAGGGUUACCAACGUGCUUCAUUACUAUCAGUUGAUGAUUUAACUUUACUUCAAGCUGUUUCGGGUACUCAAAAGAUUAAAAGAGAAAGUGUUUGGGAAGGAAACCCAGAGACCUAUAUGGGAUUGUACCUCAGAUUACUUUCUAGUUUAACUAGAACUGAUUGUCUUCAAGUCAUUCUGGUACAUAUUGGAGAUUUUUUAAAUGAACACGAGGAACGUAGUGAUUUACUUCGAAAAUUGAACCCAUCUGAUUCUACUACAUCAUACUUAAGUAUCUCAAAACAUAAAGAUUCAUCCGAUAUUUAUAUUCGUAUCAAAUCCAUCACGAUCCUGGGAAGCUUAAUUGGAGCAGAUCCAUCACCACCUUCUCAAGCUUCUCGAGCUAUUCUUCCUGGAAUCGAUCAACUUGUUCAAUCUAAUGAUCUUAAUGAACAAGAAAUCGGUAUCCAAUGUCUUGAUCAUGUUUUAAGACAACCUAGCAUUCGUCAAACACUUUGGCAAUCUGAAAACCCUUCAGAAAGCUCCAAAGAUAAAUCUAAUCCUACUCCUUCUAAUUCUCGUUCGGCUCAAAGUGGUUUAUUAUCUAGUUUAACUAAACUUGUGAAAGUGGGUAGUAAAUUAAAUGCACAGAUGCAGUAUCAAGUUGGAUUUUGUUUUUGGCUUUUAAGUUUUGAUGAUGAAAUUGCCAGAAAUCUAAACAAAAAGUAUAAUGUGCUACCAUCUCUAAUUGAAUUAACUCGAGUUGCAGUCAAAGAAAAAGUGAUUCGAGUACUAGUAGCUACUUUCAGAAAUUUGGUAACCAAAGCUUCAGAAGCAAAUAUCGGACCUAUGUUAGUUACAGGAAGUCUUCCAUUGAUCCAAAACCUUGCUAGUCGUAAAUGGUCAGAUGAAGAAUUAAAAGAAGAUUUACAAUGGCUUAAAGAACAAUUACAAGAAGCUAAAGCUAGAAUGACAACCUAUGAUGAAUAUUCUACUGAGUUGGAGUCUGGCUUACUUCAUUGGUCUCCACCUCAUACUUCUGAUGAGUUUUGGACCGAGAAUGCUGAUAAGUUAAAUGGAAAAGAUUAUCAACAAUUGAAAACACUUAUUAGACUUUUAUCUGAAUCAGAAGAUCCGAUCGUAUUAGCAGUUGCAGCUAAUGAUUUAUCUAAAUAUGUUAAAUAUUGUGAUACAGGAAAGAUGAUCGCACAAAGAUUAGGAGCUAAAAGUUCGGUGAUGAAUUUAAUGAAUCAUUCGAAUCCAGAUGUAAAGUAUUGGGCACUUGUUAGUGUACAACAAUUGAUUAGUCAACCUUGGGUUUUAUGAACACCCAACACAAAGAGUGAUGGAUUUGAUUGGUUUUGUGUUGAGAGAUUGACAUUGGUUUUUAGGUUUGAUCAGCUAUGGGAUCACGUAAUGUUUUUCUUUUGAGUUUAUUUUUUAACAACUUGAUUCUUUUUUUCUUUGGUUUUGUAUUUGUUUGGUCUUUUUUUUGUUUGAGCACUUGUUUUUUUUUGCAAUCAUAUUUCAAUAAAGUAAAAGUUUUGAU